AUGGCAUUACCGCCGUAUGCUACGAAUAAUAAAUACGUAAUAAAUGACGCACGAAGUGAUAUCAAAUGGCGACAUGGUAGACCGGAUUAUUCAAAAACUGCUGCUCUUUACGUACAGGAAAAGUCAAGUAAACAUACGCCGGAUUCAAUGGAAGAAAUUGUCGAAAAUAUUGUAAAGAAUUGGGAAGUAGAAGUGAGUCAUAAAUUGGAUCCUCGACAAUGGGAAACAAUCGACGUGGACAACUAUUGUUUCUCAUGCAACGGCCUAUCCAAAUUUACUGCCGAUGACUUAGUCAGGUUAGGCACUUACACUGUAUUGAUCGGCAAAACAGCAUACUGCAAUGCAAAUAUGAUGACACUUUCUGAAUCUCAAAUGGGAUUUCUACGAGCCUUUGGAGAAGGUUUCGCCUGGGAAGUAAUUGAACUCUAUUCAGGCCCACCAAAUGUUACCUUUAAAUGGCGUCAUUUCGGCCGGAUGACUGGCUCUUUUUCAUGCCCGUCUUUUUCAGGUUCUAUCUACAAGGCGACGCCGACAAAUAAGAUGGUGAAUAUAUACGGAAUUUGCAAAGCUACCGUAUCAUCAGAUUUGAAGAUUCAAGAUCUGCAAGUUUUCUUUGAUAUCAAUCAAUUGUUUGCUCAACUUACGGAAUUAUGUCCAUUAGCUCCGUUUGCUAAUAUACCAAUAUCGCUUAAUCCAUCAGCCGCAAACCAAAUGAGUGAAUCGACCGUCAACGAUACAAGCUCAUCUGUCGAUCAAUCGAAAUUAGCCGUGAAAGAUCAGCAAUCAAAAUUAAAUCAACAGUCAGCAACAUGUGCCAUCAUUUAA
Messenger RNA from Rotaria socialis, 825 nucleotides. NCBI's taxonomy places the organism in Eukaryota, Metazoa, Rotifera, Eurotatoria, Philodinida, Philodinidae. The record is from the annotation of a GenBank genome assembly.